Messenger RNA from Erigeron canadensis, 839 nucleotides. RefSeq lists its product as uncharacterized. Lineage: Eukaryota; Viridiplantae; Streptophyta; Magnoliopsida; Asterales; Asteraceae. Bases 1 to 426 code for a protein of 141 amino acids. The record is from RefSeq and is a predicted model, not a curated record. The transcript is spliced from 5 exons.
AUGUACUCACGUACAAUACAACAAAUCAUAGGCCGGGCUAAACUUGGUAAUCCAAACAAACAUAUCCACUCUUUGGGCCUGGAUUUGUUUGGAGCUUUGAAUUUCAAGCCCAUUUUGUCAUCCGUUUGUAAAAGGGUCCAAAGGGAAACAUUACAUCACGUGCUUCUCACGCUGGCGCUAACUUCACUCUCUCAUCAUCACUCCCAAUUUAUCAAAACACACAAUUUCUCACAUUCACAUUCAUCUCCUCCAUCAAAAAUCAAUAAUAUUUUGUCAAUUUUAAUCCACAUAACAACUUCAUUUCCACUAAUAAAGGAAGCCGGUUCAUGUGAGCGAAUAAUUUCAGAUUUCAGUGAUACACUAAUGGAUCGCAUGGUCUUAAACAAAGCUGAUCACACAAAUGCCAUCCAAGUAAGAACUGAGUGAUGCUGUUAUGGAGCUUUCCCAAAAACAGGCACUUUGCAAGUGGAACAGACCCUACAACAGGAGUCAGCAUGAGAACAAGUUUAGGGUGUGGAAACAGCAGACGUAAUGCCUACGAUAGUCCAUCACUCCAUCUUCCCCAUUGUUAAGCGCCCCACCAUAGGAACUUCUGGAACCAUGACGGAUUAUGUGAUGAUGGCGCAGGACUAUGUGACGCAAAGUAAUUAACUGAUUAUAUACCCCAACAACAAAACAUCAUGUAUGUAUCCAAGAACAUUAUUAUUCAUAUUCAUAUUCGCAUAAAAACAUGUGGAACAGAAAACAAAUUAUUCACAUGGCAUUAAACAUUCAAACUAUAAAAGUACUGUAUCAUAAAUAGUACGAUCGAGUAUAAUACAUUACCUGUCUUCUCCGGA